AUGAGUGAUCCCGGACGCUUCCAAUUAUACAAACCCCCCUUUAGCCAGACCAUACCCGAGGAGAUACGGCGAUUCGCUCAUCUCCUUAUCCAGGCUAUGCAGCCCCAGCUACAUGGAGCUUUCCUUGAACUUUCUUGCACGAAUUCCUUGGAGUUCUCUGCCGCAGGGAUAAGCUGUGGACGAUUGGCGCAGGGUAUACAAGAUGGUGUGAAUGGUGGGAGGGUGAAAUUUCUCACCUGCACGAGAUGCUGCAGUCAGUUGGCCGCAGGAGACGGUGUACCAUCUAAACUGUUCCUGGUCUCUGCGCUCGGCCAGCCAGACGCAACCCUAGGAGCUCUUAAUGCGAAGCACAGACGAGUGAAAAAGGCUUAA
This is a messenger RNA of Microsporum canis CBS 113480, 372 nucleotides long. RefSeq lists its product as uncharacterized. The transcript is spliced from 3 exons. Lineage: Eukaryota; Fungi; Ascomycota; Eurotiomycetes; Onygenales; Arthrodermataceae. The record is from RefSeq and is a predicted model, not a curated record. The coding region runs from base 1 to 372 and encodes 123 amino acids.